ACUGUUUACAACCCGAACCGAAUUAAAACUGCUUAAGAAUAAACUGAAACCGAAUCGAACCGAUAACUAUUUAAACCAAACCAAAACCGACCCGUGAGACAAUUAAACCGAUUCCAAACCGACCCGAUUAAAUACCGAACCGAUUUCAAACUGAACUGAAACCGAACUGUCAAACCGUUUUGACAGUGCUAAUAGGAAGUGUGAAAUAUCUGUUUGGUUGACACUAUGGGAAAUAAAUUCCCAUGGUCAAAUACACCUAAUUAACCCCAAAAUUACCAUCCUCUAUAUCCUCUUCUUUUCUCAAUUUCUCUUUAUCACUCCUCCCCAAUUCUCAAUCUGAAAAUUUCAUCAUCUCUCUUCACCCCUCACCUCCACGGCUCCACCACUACAACCACCACUAAAACAAAAAUCCGAAAUUUUCAUCCACAAAUUAUACUUCUUUCUUUAUGAAUCUCACAAUAUAUUAAAUACCCACUUGAUAUAAUCAAAGUUUGAAGCUUUACAAUUCAAAUUAUACUAUUGAAUUUGGAUGUUAACUUCAAUUGGGUGUCUCAAAGUUUCGAUUUUCAUCAAGGUGGAUGACGAUGAUGGUUAAUAAUGAAGGUGAUGGUGAUGAUUAAGGCAAAAUGAUGAUGAUUAUGGUGGAUAUAAGGAGUAAAUAAGUACAGGAAUUUUGAUUCACCGUGGGAGGAGUCGGUGAAUCAAUUCCUCCAUAUUGUGGGAAUUUCCAUUUCCCAGGAAAUCCCAUCUCCUACAUGAAAAAGGCAACCAAACAACAAUUUACUGUAGCAUUUCCCAGGAAUUUUGAUUUCUACCGAAAUUAACUGUCGACUCCUUAUAUUCUAGUAAAGGAAGUUUACGUGGUCAGCUAUAUAAAACAAGCUUCACGUUACUCACAAAGCCACAAGAUACUAUGUUUAAUUCAUUAUUAAAUUACGUAGUAAGGUAGAAAAACCUAUAGUUUGUUCUCUUCAAUCCUCCCUUAAUCUUCGUUCAUGCUCUCUACAUCCUUCCAAUUUCCUUGUAAACUAUCCAUCUCUCUAUCUACUUCCUUCGUUCCCUUACCAUGUACCUUGUUCGCUGGCGAUCCGCCAGCGAACCGCCUCUCAACAACCUUGUCAAUGCGUUCUUCCUCAUGUUGUUUUUCUUUGCAGCCUACUUCCUACUAUGCUGUUGGAGAGUUAACAUACAUGAUUAUGAAACAGCAACGAUGCCGGUCCCUUUAUCCAUUUCUUUGUUUGAGAUCAUUGUUUUUUUCUCUCUUCUUGCCUCUCUUGUUUACUUCAUUGGGUUCUUCAGCAUCUACUUUAUUCUCCCACGUAAAUCUAAAGUAGAUGCUGAAGAACCCGUGGUCCCCGCCACCUCAGACUAUGUGGAGUCUGUGGUGGCGGUGACUGACAUAUGGAAAACUGAACCUGAGCAAACCACGGGCAGGUCCGUAGAGGGCCUGCCUGUGGAGGGCUUUGACUACGAGGCUGCGUUCAGGCAAUAUCGUGAGAUGGCGGUGGGGUACGUGCAGAUGCCUGUAGGGGUGGUAGGGCCUUUGUUGCUCGAUGGGAAGGAGUAUUAUGUUCCGAUGGCCACGACUGAGGGGUGUUUGGUGGCCAGCACCAAUCGAGGAUGCAAAGCAGUGUACCAAUCCGGUGGGGCUUACAGUAGGGUGUUUAAGGAUGGGAUGACUCGGGCUCCUGUGGCGCGGUUCGGGUCGGCUAAGAGGGCUGCUGAGGUUAAGUUCUUCUUGGAGGAUCCUGGAAAUUUUGAUACCAUUGCUGGCAUAUUUACCAGAUCAUCAAGUGGUAUUGUAAGAUUGCAAAGCAUAAAAAGUACAAUAGCAGGGAAGAAUUUGUACAUGAGGUUUAGCUGCAGCACAGGAGAUGCAAUGGGCAUGGAUAUUGUCUCUAAGGGUGUCCAAAAUGUCCUUGCUCACCUUCAUGCCCACUUCCCCGACAUGGAUGUUAUCAGCAUAUCCGGAAAUUACUGCUCAGACAAGAAACCAGCAGCAGUUAACUGGGUGGAAGGCAGGGGAAAAUCAGUGGUAUCUGAGGCAACCAUAAAGGAAGAAGUGGUAAAAAAUGUGUUGAAGACAAGUGUGGAGGCCUUGGUUGAGCUUAACACCCUCAAAAACCUCGUCGGAUCGGCGAUGGCCGGGGCUCUCGGUGGAUAUAAUGCUCACUCAAGCAAUAUUGUUAGUGCAAUUUUCAUAGCAACAGGCCAAGAUCCUGCUCAAAAUGUAGAGAGCUCAAAUUGUAUUACUAUGCUCGAAGCUAUUAAUCAUGGCAAGGACCUCCAUAUUUCUGUUACCAUGCCUUCUAUUGAGGUAGGCACAGUGGGAGGAGGGACCCAACUAGCAUCACAAGCAGCAUGCUUAAACCUACUAGGAGUCAAAGGGACAAACAAAGAAAAAGAAGGAGAAAAUUCAAGGGUUUUGGCAACAAUUGUAGCUGCUUCUGUUCUUGCUGGAGAGCUCUCUCUUUUAUCUGCUAUUGCAGCUGGUCAGCUUGUUACGAGCCAUUUAAAAUACAACAGAUCUACCAAGCAUAUAUCACAACUUACUUCUGCAUGAUUAACGUUCGCUAAUUGGGAUUAUGGACAAUCUAAUUGAACGUAUGUGAAUAGUACGAAUAAAAAUACAUUAAUAAAAAAAAAAGGUCAAAAUGUUACAUGUAUUAAGAAACGCAAGAAGUAUAUAUAAGAAAGAUGAAAAACCUUUAUAAUUCAAUGUUGUUCUUUUUUAUACAUCAACAAAUGCUUUCAACUUUGGAUUACUAUAUUAGAAUUCCCACUUGAUAAAUCAAAAUGUUCUACCCAAUGAAAAUAAUAAUAGUAGUUAGUUAAAGGGUAAUAAUCAGAAUAUGGAUGAUUUAACUUCACAAUAUACAAGACUAUUAUUUGGUAGCCACCACUGUUUACUUUCUAAUUUUGUUGAUUGUGUUCUAUGCCAGAUAAACUGUACUUUCCCAAAAUUCCAAUUGUAUUCGAACAUAAGCUAGCCCACAUUCUUUAAAUCACCUCCCAUUGGCCAUUUUCCUUUUGACUACUCAAGAGUCAAGAUACUCUCGCAUCCGUAAUUAGAAUUACUUAGCCUAAAUUCUAAAUAUAACUCGGAAAUUGUUGUAAAGAUUUUUGUAAUAUUUUUUAACUCACGUAACUAUGUUUUUUUCUUUUCUUUUCUUUAAGUUAGUCAAAGUAAAAUUUGUGAAUAAUGUUAAGAAACAAAAAAUGGAUGGAAUAUGACUUGUAAUUUCAUAAAUAUUCAAAUUACUAAUAUUAAAAAUAAUUAUCAAAGGUAUUCAGAAUUAUUUUGCCACUUCUUUUUUUUUUUUUUUUUUAAAAAAAAUAAUUAUUUUGCCACUAGAUGAUCUCAACUCUCAAAGUCUCAAGUGGCUUUGUCUCCUUUCCUACGAAAUUCUUCAAAUAAUUGUAACAAAAA
Molecule: messenger RNA, 3430 nt
Organism: Chenopodium quinoa (quinoa)
Lineage: Eukaryota; Viridiplantae; Streptophyta; Magnoliopsida; Caryophyllales; Amaranthaceae
Product: 3-hydroxy-3-methylglutaryl-coenzyme A reductase 1-like
Exons: 6
Coding region: 1067-2563 (498 amino acids)
Biological process (GO): isoprenoid biosynthetic process; coenzyme A metabolic process; sterol biosynthetic process
Cellular component (GO): endoplasmic reticulum membrane; peroxisomal membrane
Molecular function (GO): hydroxymethylglutaryl-CoA reductase (NADPH) activity; protein binding
Source: RefSeq, a predicted model, not a curated record